Schistocerca nitens (vagrant locust) is the source of this 1516-nucleotide messenger RNA. Its product is annotated as dnaJ homolog subfamily A member 2-like. Bases 86 to 1321 code for a protein of 411 amino acids. The record is from RefSeq and is a predicted model, not a curated record. Gene Ontology annotation, cellular component: cytoplasm; cytosol. Gene Ontology annotation, biological process: response to heat; protein refolding. Gene Ontology annotation, molecular function: Hsp70 protein binding; ATP binding. The transcript is spliced from 8 exons. NCBI's taxonomy places the organism in Eukaryota, Metazoa, Arthropoda, Insecta, Orthoptera, Acrididae.
UAAAGACAUACUUUGGAUCAAGUUUAGCCAUCAAUAGGCUUCUUCUUCCUGAGACCAAUCGCGGACGUCAUUCCUUGGUUUGAAGAUGGCGGAUUCUAAGUUGUAUGAUUUAUUAGGUGUGGGUAGAAAUGCAUCUGAAGUUGAAAUUAAAAAGGCAUACAGAAAGUUGGCAAAGGAAUUUCAUCCCGACAAGAAUCCAGAAGCUGGGGACAAAUUCAAAGAGAUUUCAUUUGCUUAUGAAGUAUUGUCUGAUCCCAAGAAACGUUCCACAUAUGACAGAGUUGGGCUGAAGGGCAUGCAAGAAGGUGCCCAUGAAGGACAAGGCUUUUCUUCAGAUGAUUUGUUCUCACAGAUAUUUGGUGGUGGCCUGUUUGGUAUGGGUAUGGGGCCUGGUAUGAGAGGCAGAAGACGUCACAGAGGAGAGGAUACCAUACACACACUAAAGGUCUCCCUAGAAGAUCUGUACAAUGGUAAAACAUCCAAAUUGCAGCUUAGUAAGAAUGUCAUCUGUACAAGUUGUGGUGGGAAAGGAGGAAGAGGAGGUACAACACAUACAUGCCGAACAUGUGCUGGUUGUGGUUUUAAAGUUACCUACAGACAGUUGGGACCUGGAAUGACGCAGCAACUGCAGUCAAGAUGUCCAACAUGUAGUGGUGAAGGUGAGGUCAUACACGAGAAGGAUCGCUGUGUAGCAUGCAGGGGUAAAAAAGUUGUGAAUGAAACAAAAAUACUAGAAGUCCAUGUUGAUAAGGGAAUGAAGGAAAGUCAGAAAAUAUACUUUCGUGGAGAAGGGGACCAACAGCCUGAUGUUGAACCAGGGGAUGUAAUUAUAGUUCUUCAACAAAAACCACACGAUAAAUUCCAACGAAAUAAUGAUGAUCUAGUUAUGACCCAUGCACUUUCUCUUACUGAAGCUCUCUGUGGCUUUGAGAUGACACUUAAACAUCUUGAUGGGCGUGAUCUUGUCAUAAAGCAUCCUCCAGGACAGGUUAUUAAACCAGGUGAUGUUAAGGGUAUUGAAAAUGAAGGAAUGCCACAGUACAGAAAUCCCUUUGAAAGGGGAAACUUAUACAUAAAGUUUGAUGUAUUGUUCCCAAGCAAUAAUUUUGCAAAUGAAGUAACAUUGAAGGAACUGGAAAAAUUGUUACCAGCACGACCUACAUUCCACAUACCUCAAGGAGAGCACGUAGAAGAAGUUGAUCUCAAUGAGUAUGAUCCAAAUGACCGCAAUUCGGGAGGAUCAGGAAGACAAGAAGCCUAUGCAAGUGAUGAUGAUGAGUAUGGUUCUGGUUCUGGAGGCAUUCAAUGUGCCCAUCAAUGAAGAUCUCAAAAAUGUCUAUAGAAUCAAAUUGCCAUUGCAGCAAAGUUGAUUCUAUUGUGACUUGAUUGAAACUUUGUGUGCAUGGUGUGAUUGAGAAAUGUUAAUGUAAAAUCUUAUCAAAUGAACUAUGUACACACAGAAUUUGGUGAACUGCCAUCCAUUAGGCAGUGUAAUUAAAUGUAACUCUUUUAAAAA